AUGAAUCUACCGUACUUCAUCCAUUGCAACACGACGCGCCUCCAACUGCUCAACGUGUUCGUCACCGCGUGUCUUCUCUUCACCAUGGGCUAUUUCAUCGCUAACGAUGUCUAUCCGGAGCACACCUGGCGGUUGAUUAUCGUGAUGCUGAUUGGGAUAUUCGCCGCGGCGCCCGUCGGAUUGACUGUCCGGAAUUUAAGAUGGUGUCUGGAUCGGAAGUAUCGAGAGCUUGGGGAGUAUGGAAAGACGCGGAGGAAUAUGAUGAUUUGGACUGGCGGGAUUUCGGUGAUUGGCACGAUUCAUUUGGUGGUGGUAUAUGCAAUGGAUAUGAAUGUUCCGCUCUUCAUCUCCACCCAAUUUCUCACCAGCUUCUUCACCCUUCUCCACUCGCUCUGCAUGAUCUACGGCAUCCCAAUGUGCAACAUCCGUCUCUCCCUUCACACCGACGUCGUCGUCCACCAUUUCCUCAUCCACAUCUGUGUCUUCAUCGUCUUCGUCAUCUCCUUCUACGUCCUGACUCCUCGAUUCACCUGGUACCCGGUCAUCUAUCAUGUCUAUUAUGUUUAUGUCUAUGGCGGGAGUAUGGUAGAUUUCCAGUUGGUGUACACUGCAAACUUUGGUAUGGGAAAUAAGGAGGGCGGCGCUCCGUUGACGUUCUAUGAUAUGCAUGUGGAUACGGACGAUGAGACACCAAGACGCACGCCGAGACAGGUGCCGGCCAGAGCGGAGCCAGCGAGAGCGGAGCCAGAGCCACAACAGGAGCAACCGAGUACUUCAGGAUCUUCAGAAUCUUGCAAAAUCUGCCAUGCCCAACUCCAGAACACCUCUCAAGUCUGCUUCAUAAAACGCCAAUGUGACCAUGUGAUCUGUCUGAGCUGCUCGAAAAAGAUAUCAUCUGACAAGGAUAAGAAUACGGCGUCCUGGCAGUGCCCGUAUUGCAAGUUGCUCGCCGUUGUUAAUGGAAACGGCCCCCAACGUGAGAAGGAUGAGGCAAGGAAGCAGUUGGCAGGUGGCGACAAGCCGACGACUUCAGAGAAUUGCUAA
Messenger RNA from Caenorhabditis remanei, 1044 nucleotides. RefSeq lists its product as uncharacterized. Lineage: Eukaryota; Metazoa; Nematoda; Chromadorea; Rhabditida; Rhabditidae. The coding region runs from base 1 to 1044 and encodes 347 amino acids. The record is from RefSeq and is a predicted model, not a curated record. The transcript has 3 exons.